Messenger RNA from Protomyces lactucae-debilis, 255 nucleotides. RefSeq lists its product as uncharacterized. The record is from RefSeq and is a predicted model, not a curated record. NCBI's taxonomy places the organism in Eukaryota, Fungi, Ascomycota, Taphrinomycetes, Taphrinales, Protomycetaceae. The transcript has 2 exons. The coding region runs from base 46 to 237 and encodes 63 amino acids.
CUCGCAAGCAUCGCACUCACCUUGUCUCGUGGACCACGCUCCAUCAUGUCACGCUCGCAAGCGUCUCACUCACCUCGUCUCGUGGAUCACACUCCAACAUCUGCUCUCAAGCAUCAAUGUCUAUUUCCGUCACAAACACAUCAUGCUCGCAAGUGUGGAUGUCUAUUCCUGUCCCACAAACAAUCCAUGCUCACAGCGUGGAUGUCUUUCUCAACACAGGUCUGGUGUCUGCGUUGAGAAGCUUUCAGGGUCUUU